GCCAUUAAUUAAGUUGCUAUUCUCUAUAUCUACUCUCUCAAAUAUCAUAGAACAUUUUCUGAAUAUGGGUAGAACUUUUGUAGCUGUACUAAUUUUAUUAGUGACACUUCAUGUCUUACAAUUUCCCAUUGCUUCUUCUGCUGCUACAAAAGGAAAGGUAGUAACAGUUUUAAGCAUAGAUGGAGGUGGCAUCAGAGGCCUUAUUCCUGGCACCCUUCUUGCUUUUCUAGAAUCCAAGCUCCAGGAACUUGAUGGACCAAAUGUAAGAAUUGCAGACUAUUUCGAUGUGGUAGCUGGAACAAGCACAGGUGGACUAAUAACCACCAUGCUCACAGCUCCAAACAAGGAUAAUCGCCCAUUAUAUGCAGCAAAAAAUAUUACCAAUUUCUACAUGGAUCAUGGCCCUAAAAUCUUUCCUGAGAGCAGCCGCAGCGGCUUUCUGAAGAGGAUCACAAAUUUAUUUGGGGGGCCAAAGUAUGACGGAAAAUAUUUGAGAACAUUGCUCAAGUCAAUAUUAGGCAAUCUUACUAUGAAGCAAACGUUGACUCAAACAGUCAUCCCAGCUUUUGAUAUCAAACGCCUUCAACCAAUCGUCUUCACAACUACUGAUGCCAAAACACAUGUCUCUAAGGAUGCUCUACUAUCGGACAUCGGCCUUAGUACCUCUGCAGCACCCACCUAUUUCCCUGUACAUUAUUUUGAAACCAAGGAUGCUCAAGGGAAAACACGUUCAUUUGAUCUUAUUGAUGGAGGUGUAGCUGCAAAUAAUCCAACUCUAAUGGCAAUUACUCAUAUUUCGAGAGACAUCAUGUUGGGAAAAUUGCAAUACGAGGGCGUGAAACCAAUGGAUUGCAAGAAAAUGUUGGUUCUGUCAUUGGGCACAGGUAUAGGAAAGGAGGAAAAAAAGUAUAGUGCUGCAGUGGCUUCAACAUGGGGUGUACUUGGUUGGUUGUACAACAAUGGUGCAAGUCCAUUGUUAGAUGUUUAUGGUGAUGCAAGUUCUGAUAUUGUGGAUGUACACCUUUCAAUUAUGUUCCAGUCCCUUCAAAGCGAACUGAACUAUCUUCGAAUUCAGGAUGAUAGUUUGGCCGGGGAGACUGCAUCUAUGGAUGUUGCAACCACAAAGAACAUGCAGGCACUUGUGCAAAUUGGUAAUGAUCUAUUGAAGAAGCCUGUCUCAAGGGUUAACUUAGACACUGGUCGCUAUGAAGAAGUUACUAGGGAAGGGACUAAUGAGGAAGCUCUUAUUCGCUUUGCUAAAUUGCUUUCAGACCAAAGAAAACUUCGACAACCAGUUGAGGAGUUUGCUUCCACUAGAAAAAUACUCCAAGAAUUUGUCAAUAAGAGAAAACUCUCUUACAAUUAGUAUUUCCUUUUAAUUUGAAUUUUAAUAGUUUGAAGAUGAUCUUUUAAAUGUAAAACCGGAACGAAUCUACAAAAAGAAAUACUACAAAAUUCUCCGAGUUGGGUAAAGCUAGACGUGGCAGCUUUCUUAUCAUGUAAACUGUAUUCCAAAAGGCAAAGACUGGUGAUAUAUGACAUCUUUGGCAAUUGGUAAUUGUUAUAUAUAUAAAAUGCUCAUUCCUUAA
This is a messenger RNA of Lycium barbarum (goji berry), 1589 nucleotides long. Its product is annotated as patatin-like protein 2. Gene Ontology annotation, molecular function: monoacylglycerol lipase activity; glycerophospholipase activity. Gene Ontology annotation, biological process: lipid metabolic process. The record is from RefSeq and is a predicted model, not a curated record. The transcript is spliced from 6 exons. Bases 65 to 1366 code for a protein of 433 amino acids. NCBI's taxonomy places the organism in Eukaryota, Viridiplantae, Streptophyta, Magnoliopsida, Solanales, Solanaceae.